CUACUGGAAUCUUGUGGCUGAUGUAUUUUUGGCGGGGAUCAUUGUUAUGACUGAUGCAUAUUGAUUCAACCGUGUUUGCCUAUUUUACUUGGAAAAUCGCUGCCAAAAAUUGGACAGAUGUGAGUUGGUAGUAAGCAAUCAUUCAACAUGAAUGGUGAGGUACCAAAUGUUCCCAUCACCACCUUAGCAGGGAUAACAAGUCUAACAGACUUGUUACCUGAACUGCCCCUGCCAACUCCAUUGCCAAAUGCCAUAAACAAUAAAAGUCUUCUUCACAAUUCCAAAUUGUCGGAGAAGUCCCGGAAACUAUUAGAAGAUGCAGAUGAUGCGUUGGUUGAACAAAUAUCAGAAAUUCUCAGACACAGUGCUACAGAUGACAUUGAACUCAAGGAUGACCUUGAAGGGGCUCCUGUUGAUGGUGAAAUGUCGGAGCUCCUUAGAGCCAUUUUAGCAAAUGACCCAGAAGUGUUUUCUGGGGGAUCAAAGGAGAGAUCAAGGAGAAGCUCUGGCAGAAGUCCACACAGUGGAAACCAUUCACCUUACCAGUCACACUCUCCAAGGAUUGGUCUUCCAACUGGGAGUGGAUCUUCAAGUCUUCAGAAAUCACCCUCUCUUCCCCAUCAACAGCCAGGCUCAUCAAAUUACAAUGGUGAACAUUAUGAUAAGCGACACAAACAUAGCAAGCUGUCAUCGGCAGUCAUGAGUUCUCCUGCCCAGGCAACAGUUGCAGAAUCUGCAGUGAGACAAACAAGCAGUAGAAACUCUGGAUUAAUGGAUAUAGACGAUAAUAGUACUGAUGGGGGAUCUUCACAUAUAUCACGACAGAAUAGUAAAGAAUAUGAUAGAAAGGGAAAAGGUAGGCUUAACCGAAACAGAAAAAAGGCCGGCAAUUUAAAGAGGUCAGAAGAGAAGUCAAGAAAUGAAUUUUGGGUAGAGAAAAUGAAGGCAUCCGGAAAUCCUGUGGUGUGUCUAGAGCCCUUGGAGACAAAGAAGGAUGAUAUUUGGAAUAGCAAGUGUAAGCCUGUUCGUGUUUCCCUGGAACCAUUAGAUGAAAGGGAUCCCAAAAAUGAGACGUUAAAGUCCAUCGCAUCAGGUGGAACGGUGAAAACAAAGGGAUUAAAAAGGCAUGGGGAGUAUGAGAAUGAUCGUUUAAGGAAGAGAAGACGGUCUGGUAGAACAGAGGACAGUGAAGAUAGUGAUAAUGAUGCUGUGGAAGAAUUGAUGCGUCGCAAAAAGAAAGAGAAGCGACAAAGGCGUAUGAAUCAAACUGACCUCAGCAUAGAAGAGCUUCUGGACAGUCCAACUUUCAAGAAGUUCAGCACGGCUUUGGAGUAUAUAUUUGACAGUGCUGAAGAUAUCAAUUUUGGAAGUUUAGAUCCAAAUGAUGAAGAAGUUGAAUGUCCUCCCGAGUCGUUGAUAAGUCGCUCAGUUUUGUCUGAACUGACCAGUGAAACAGCUAAGUUGAAGUCCAUGGGUGUGCUUAACCAAAUUCCAGCAAAUACACUUGUAAAACUGCUGACCAUAUUACAGUGGAAUAUCAGGGAUGGCACGAAACUGUUACCAAGUCUUAACCAGGAAAAUGAGGAUGAGGAUGAAGAAGGUCAGAAAUUGUGGAGAGAAAUUGCCAUGGAGAGAGUUGGUAGAUCCAUUGAUGCAGCACUUACAGCCAUAUAUAUCAUGACAUCAUCCAAAAUGCCAAAGCAAGUGUUCAUAGAAGAUGUCAUAGAUAGAAUAGUCAUGUUUGGCAAGUUUCAGCUACAGAAUACCAUCUACCCUGAAUUUGAUCCUGUAUAUAGAAUAAAUCCCAAAGAUAAAGAUGGAUAUCAUAGUAGUUCAAAGAUGAAGCGAUCUCGUGCAAGCCAAGUGAAACACAAAUCUUCAAUAUCAUUAUACAAUAAACUGACAGACCUGGUUGGGAACCUGGCAGAACUUGUAGAAAUCCAGGAGCUUACAGACACCAUUAUAUUACAGAUGUCAACUUUGGGUGUUGCUCCUUUCUUUGUUGAAAAUGUUAGUGAAUUGCAGUUGAAUGCAAUGAAACUUGUUACAACUGUGUUUGCUCAUUAUGACAAGCACAGGCAAUUAGUGCUAGAAGAUAUAUUCUCAAGUUUAGCAAGGCUGCCUUCCAGUAAAAGAAAUCUCAGAAGUUACAGGUUGAAUGCUGGUGAGCAUAUACAGAUGGUCACAGCUUUAGCAUUACAGUUGAUCCAGUGUGUUGUCAAGUUACCUCAGCCAAAAUCUGAUGAUGAUCCAGUUGAAGAAGAACAAAUUGAAGAGGCUGCAAAAUCAAAAAGAGAUAAACAUGGAAGGAACAAGAGAAAAUCAGAUCCAUUGGAUCCAGAUGUGAUAAUUGUAACAUCAUAUGAGACUGCAAUUAGAACAGGAUAUAACUUCCUCUCUGUAUUUCUCAAAAAAUGUACAGUAAAGGGAGAGGAAGAUUAUCGGUCGUUGUUUGAAAACUUUGUACAUGAUCUCUUAUCAACAGUGAAUAAACCAGAAUGGCCUGCUUCAGAAUUACUUCUUAGUUUGUUGGGAAGAAUACUGGUGCAACAGUUCAGCAAUAAAUCCAUAGAGAUGUCAUUGAGGACAUCAGCUUUAGAGUAUUUAGGAAUUGUGGCAGCAAGAUUGCGCAAGGAUGCUGUGUCUAGUCAGUUAAGUCAAGAAAUCAUCGACGAUAUUGUUACAAAGGUUAACCACGAAAGUGAUAAGGAAGAUGAUGAAGAAGUAAAAAGAUCAACGAGAAGUGGCAGGAAAAGUCCCGAGGAAGAAGUACAAGAACCAGAUGAAACCCAAAGUUUACAAAAAGCUAUGCUUGACUACCUCUCAUAUCACGGUGCCAGUGAACCGGCCUAUUUGUUUGCACGCCAGUUUUACAUUGCUCAAUGGUUCCGAGACACAACCAAAGAAGCAGCAAAGAAACAUCAGAAAGCUGAUGAGGAUUUUGAUGCGGAGGAAGAAGAAAAAUCAACUGAGAACUUGGCUGACACUGAAGCUAGAACGAAAUUUCUGCUAUCACAAGUUGAAACCAGCUACAAACCAUACUCAUCUUACAAACCACUUCCAAGUAAAUUGGACUAUGACAGUGGUUGUUUGGUAGCAAGAUACCUGUCUUCAAAACGGCCGUUUGCACAAAGUUUUGAUAUUUAUCUUGGCCAGAUCUUAAAAGUGCUAGCUGAGAAUGCUGUAGCCAUUAGAACAAAAGCUAUGAAGUGUCUAACAUCAGUUGUUGAGGCGGAUCCAGGAGUGUUAGCUAGGCCCGAUAUGGAAAGAGGUGUUCAUGGCAGAUUUCUUGAUCCAUCCACGUCAGUAAGAGAGGCAGCUAUAGAACUAGUGGGAAAGUUCAUUCUCAUCCGUCCAGAACUCAUUCCACAGUACUAUAACAUGCUCUCAGAAAGAAUACUGGAUACAGGCAUAAGUGUGAGAAAACGUGUGAUCAAAAUCUUCAGAGACAUUUUCAACGAAAAGCCAGACUUUAAUAAGAUUCCAGAUAUGUGUGUUAAAAUGAUACGUAGAGUGAACGAUGAAGAUGGAAUUAAAAAACUAGUGAACGAAGUGUUUCAAACUAUGUGGUUUACUCCAUUGAGUUCUAGAGAAAAAGACUCGUCAAAACUUAUUCAAAGAGUUGUUAAUAUCACUGAGGUUGUUGCGGCUAGCAAAGAUACGGGUUUUGAAUUCAUUGAACAAUUAUUGGACAAUUUGUUAAAGAAAGAUGAACAUGGAAACUACAACAAGUCAGCAUUAACGUCGUGUAGGCAAAUUGUAGACUGUUUAGUUGAAAAUGUGCUGCGGUUAGAAGAAACAAGUGUUGAUGGUAAAUGCAGCAAUCGUUUGUCUGCCUGUCUGUCAACAUUGUUUUUGUUUGGCAAAAUAAAACCAGAUCUUAUGUUAGAACAUGCACAAACUCUCCAGCCAUAUCUUAAUAUCAAAUGCAGUAAUCAGGGUGAUUUCUAUGUACUACAUUAUGUGGCAAGGAUAUUAGAGCUUGUGAUACCAUUGAUGGAUCAUCCAAGUGAAAACUUCCUUGCUCAGGUAGAGGAGGACAUGAUCAAAUUGAUAUUGAAUCAUGGAAUGAUGGUGCUAGAAAGUUGUGUUAGCUGUUUAGGUGCUGUUGUAAAUAAUGUCAGUCAUAAUUAUCCUCUUGUUAAAGAUUGCUUCCAGAAGUUCUUUGGUUAUCUAGUGAAGUUUCAGUCGUAUCAUCAAGAACACCCCACAGUCCCUCUCCAAGGCAACAGAAAGCCAACACUUCUCAGGUCAUUGUUCACAGUUGGUCUCAUGUGUAAACAUUUUAACUUUGAAACCACAGAGUUGCAAGAUGAUGGGGAUACAUCAUUAAAAGAGAAGAUAUUUGAUGUGUUGAUAUACUACACUGAACACCCUGAUGAAGAUGUGCAAUCAAAAGCUCUAACUGGUCUAGGUUUUCUUGCUGUUAGACAUUAUGAAUAUAUGCUGGGAAGGACGCUUAAAACCAUGUACAGUGAACACUUAACCAAUCCAGAUUCUCCUAUCAAACUCAAGUGCCAAGUUUUGAAAAACCUUUCCUAUUAUCUUGUAGAAGAAGAAGUAAGAAUGGCAAAGUCAGACGCUGAUUGGAAGAAACAUGCAAAGGAAGAGGAUCUUAAAGAAAUGGGGGAUGUGCAAUCAGGAAUGGCCAGUACCAUUAUGCAAGUGUACUUGAAAGAGGUGCUGGAAGUGUUUUUCUCAAGCAAGUCGCAGGUUCGACUUGAAGCAUUAAAUGUGAUACAGUUGGUUCUCAAACAGGGCCUCAUUCAUCCUGUACAGUGUGUACCAUAUCUCAUCAGCAUGGCAACAGACUCUGAAGCUCCAAUCAGAGUCAAGGCAGAACAACAGUUGCAGGAAAUAGAGAAGAAAUAUCCAGGGUUUAUCCAUAGUAAAGCCCUGCAAGGGAUUAAAAUGUGCUUCCGUCUACAGCGGCUUAUUCAAGGUUCUGAGGGCAACAAUUUUGUAGUGAGAGGUCUUCACAACCCUGACGAUAACAGUUCAAGUCUUAAUGCAUUCCUUUAUAACAUUUUACGAACCAAUAGGUCACACCGAAGAGCCAUUCUCACCUCAUUACUUAAUCUUCUAGAUGAUUCUGCAAGAAUCAACCUACCAGAACAAAUGUACAUUGCAGAUAACCUUGCCUUCUUUUUAUACCAAACUCAGGACGAGCCACUGUUUAUAAUUCACCAGAUUGACAUUAUAGUGUCAGUGUCUGGAUCUAAUCUGUUACAGUCUUUCAGAGAGAAGCUGCAGUUCAAAGACAACAGAUCCAGAAAAAUGAUGCUGUCCAAUCCACAUGCUACUGAGAAUGGUGUACUUAAUGACAAACCAACCAUGUACUAUGAUGAAGAUGAUGAUGACAAAGAUAUCUUACUUAGCCGCUUACCCAAAGACAUAACCCCUCUCAAAGAAAUCAUCUGGAUAGCUCAAGGUUGCAUCCUCUUGUUAUAUCUAAAGCAGCAUCUCAAAGAUAUGUAUGGAUUUACUGAUGGUAAAAUCCAGAAUUAUUCUCCCACUGAGGCAGCCAAAGUGUACGACAAACCAUUACAACGUAAAGCUCUGGUGAAGUUCAAUCCAGAACAAGUGAUCCAUGUUUUACGUAACAAAGAAAAGAACGAGGAGAAAUCGUACGAGGAACAGGCCGAUCAGCUUGUUGAUGAUUACCUAGCUUUCAAAGAUCUCAUGUUAAGUGUAGACCCACCAGAUGAAGACGACAGUGAAGAUGAUCAAACUACUAAACUGUCUACCACAUACACUAUAAAAUCAAAGCCCGAUGGUGGUGGAGGCGAUGCUGGGACCACAAAUCACAUAGAAAAUGGUGAAGACUCAAAGAGCAACGCAGAUGUUAUAAUGGUUGAUGGUGAACAUGGAGACGCUGACCAUGUCAACUUAGAUAAAGAAUCUCCUACGGAUCCUAUGAAACCAAAAAUUCCUCCAAUGAUAAUAUCAACUUCAAAACUGAACACUCCUGUACGCGAGAAAGAGAAAAAGAAAGGAUCAUUAGUGCGGACUAUAAGAUUACCAGGGGCUUCCCAACUACAAGCCUCAGCACAUAACUUUACAUCACCUGUACAUAGUCAUUCAUCCCAUCACACUUCUCAUCAUUCAUCAUCAUCGUCGUCAAGAUCUCAUCACCAUAAGACACCUUCAUCGACACAUAAAAAGAAGAAGAAGAAACGGAAACGAUACACAUCGGACUCUGACGAUGAUAACGAUAGUGAUUAUGAUCCGUAUGGUUGAUUAUUCUGAAAUAGUCAAACAGAUGUGAUAAAAUCAGGUGCAAAUAAAUCUAUUGUGAUGGUACUGUGAAAUAUAUGUAGAUCUAUCCUGCAUAAUGUGAAAACAUGAUAAUGUUGCAAUGAUACACACAUUAAUUCGCAUUGAAGGGAGCAGAAUUUACCAAAAUAUUUUUAUGGAACCAUGUAAAAGCAGUGAAGAGCACAGUGUGCAUUAUGGGUAAACAUUGUGGAUGCUGUUUCAAAGGCCAUAAAAAGAGGUGUCUUCUUGAGAAAUCCGUUUGCACAGCUAAGUUCUUUGAAUCAGAAGCAGCUGUUGGUCAAAGGAGAGGGGAAGUCAGAGACUGGGGUAGUCAAGUGUAAAAAAAAAACAAUGUGUGGAGAAAGAAAAAGGAGAAGCAAACUGGUUGAGCAGUUGUGCCAAAAAUAUUCCAAACACCAAUUUGAUUGUUUCUUGUGAAUUAACCAAGUAUCAGGUUUUUUGUCUGUGAUUUCUUAAAUUUUAUGUUUCAAAGCAAGAAAAUCUUCUGCUGACCUGUCUUUCACUUAAUGGAAUACUUAAUUAUAAGCUAAAAAUGAAGAUAACUGGAAGUUUUGACAUAAAAUAUGGUACUUAAGCCUGUCUGAUGUUUAACUUUAUAACAAUAUUUUCACUCUAAAUUUGUUAUGAUAAAAAAAAUAUUUAGAUAUUGGUUAGAUAUUUUGUUUAUUUGAAAAUGCUUUUUCUACUUUAAGAGGAAAACGUGAAAUCUGAUAUAAGAAAACUAUACUUUUGAUUGGAAAUUGUAUUUACUAUGCAGCACCUUUUUUGGCAGAUACUUAAUUGCAAUGUGGAUGUAGUGUUUAAUUGUUACCAGUAUUAAAAUUAUUUUAAAAUGAAUAAAUUUAUAAUUAAUUUAUAUGAAUUAAAUUUUAAUCAAUUGAAGUUUUUUAUGUUUUGAAAUUUAAUAUAUAUUUUAAUGAUGAUCUUCAGAUGAUAGACUUCAAUAUGAAAAUACUAAGACAUAUGGAUUAUAGAUUUGCAUGAAAUACAAUAUAUUAGAAAUACAAUAUAUUAAUAGCUUAUAUUCUUUGCCUAAAUUAACAGAGGUUUAACAAGGUUUUGAUUUAUCUACUAGGGAAUAUUUGUGUUAGAAACAGUUGUAUCUAUUGAAUUUUCUUGAUUUUGCUCUAUUUGAACAUAACACAUAUGGGGAAUCAAAUUGUGCUUUUGGUUGCUUUUGAGUUUUUAUAUCCAAACUGCUUCAGCCCUCAAGUAUAUUUGGCUGCCUACGAAUGCCUGUUAAGUCUGGGUGUAGGGGCGUGUUUUCCAAGCUAGUUUAUUUUGUCAGUAAGAUUAUAAGAGAUUGGUUAAGGUAAGAUUUGUCUUCUGGUCUCUGGUUAAUAAAACAACUUGUGCAUUGACAUAGAAUAUGUUAAGGCUGUUUAUGAUACUGCUAUUAUUUGCUCGCCACCGUGACUGAAUUACUUACAGAGUAAAGGUGUUUUAAAAAUAUAGUAGUCCUAAAACGAAGCAUGUAGGUUAAAUGCUUCUUCAAAAAGUCUUAUGUUUGCAUUUGAAUUGCAUAAUUAGCCAAAAAUGUUCAAAAUUUGCAGCAUAAAUAAUAUUUUAUGAUGCAUUAAUGCAGCUAUUCUUGUGUGUAUGUUUAUUUUUUGUCUGUCAAAAGUAUUUAUUGUGACUGUUUAUUAGAAAUCUUGAAAAAGGUUGAAAUGUUGAAUAUAAUUUUAAUUAUAUGAAAUGUUAUAUUAAGCAAACUCUUUGUUUUAAGAAUUUACGUUCGAAUGUCAUUUUAAGUAUGCAAACUGCUGCAAAGUUUACCAUGAAAAUAUUUUUAUUGGGGUGUAAGAAGUUUGUGUUCAUUUUAAGCGUUAAUACAUAUUUUUUACCUUUGUAAAGAAGAAAUAUCAUCGUUCGUCAUUUGUCUAUAAACUUUCAUGAAAUCAUAUCGUCAUUUCACCACAUAUUUAUUUGAAUGUUUUAAGAAUUUGCAGAAGUUAACAUUUUCAUAAUCAUUGUACUUGUUCAGUUCGAUCAGUUCUGCAAUUUGCAGCUAAAUUGACAAAAAAUAUAAACUGAAAAAUAAAAAAGAACAAAAACCUUUA
Molecule: messenger RNA, 8339 nt
Organism: Ruditapes philippinarum (Manila clam)
Lineage: Eukaryota; Metazoa; Mollusca; Bivalvia; Venerida; Veneridae
Product: nipped-B-like protein B
Exons: 50
Coding region: 148-6240 (2030 amino acids)
Biological process (GO): establishment of protein localization to chromatin; replication-born double-strand break repair via sister chromatid exchange; establishment of mitotic sister chromatid cohesion
Cellular component (GO): Scc2-Scc4 cohesin loading complex
Molecular function (GO): chromatin binding
Source: RefSeq, a predicted model, not a curated record